Molecule: messenger RNA, 1234 nt
Organism: Mollisia scopiformis
Lineage: Eukaryota; Fungi; Ascomycota; Leotiomycetes; Helotiales; Mollisiaceae
Exons: 3
Coding region: 1-1179 (392 amino acids)
Biological process (GO): regulation of transcription by RNA polymerase II
Molecular function (GO): zinc ion binding; DNA-binding transcription activator activity, RNA polymerase II-specific
Source: RefSeq, a predicted model, not a curated record
AUGGUUUCUGGCGAUCUACCAGUCGAGAAGAAGCAGCCAUGUAAGCGCAAGUCCCGAUUUGGCUGUCGAAACUGCAAAUUGAGGAAAUUGAAGUGUGACGAAACGAAGCCACAUUGCGUGAAAUGUCAUACCUAUGGGCUCCAAUGCAACUUCGGGUUUGCUGUACCCGAUCUCCAGCUGCUCUCUGAAGUACGAACGAAGCAAGAAGUAGUAAGACGAUUUGAAUUGUCGUCACCAAGGGCGACUAUCAGCAACGCCAUAUGGACCAAUGAUACAUCAACAUAUUUCAUGCUAGAUCUGCAGGAUCAAGAGCUUUUCAACCGGUUUCGAUACCGUACCCUAUACUCUCUUGGUGGCCCUGAGAUGGUAGCAAUCUAUGAAAAUCAUAUGUUGGCAGUGUGUUUCGCUCGUCCAUUCUUGAUGCAUGGUACACUGGCCGUGACAGCCGUGCAUGAUCGUUAUCUUGGAAUAUCGGCAACCCGUCGUCGCUCAUUACGAGAAUCCUAUCACUGGUCUCAAUGCACGGUUAUGUUCAAUAAAUGGUUGAGCCAACCUAUCAAGGAAGAAAACAAAGAUCCUAUUUGGGCUACAGCUGGGAUUCUUGGUAUCCUGACCUUCUCGUCCAUCAAUGCUUGUCUGUCAGAAGAAGUAUGGCCUCUCGGAGCAUCCGACUCUUCUGAUCUGGAGUGGUUACGACUUGGGACUGGCAAGAUGGCACUAUGGCAUGUGGUGAAUCCCUUACGGCCUGAAAGUGUGUUCCGCACCAUGUCCGAGACCUUCUCACGAAUGCGUCAACCAUUGCCUGCAAGAGGCACAGAGGGAGUAUCCGUCGAGUUGUUGCAACUAUGUGGAAUUGAUGAGUCGUCCACUGGAGAUAAUAAUCCUUACUUCACAGUUGCUCAUAGCCUCUCUCGGCUUUUGGAGGUUCCGAAGAAUGAUAUUUCGCUGGGGCCAGUCAUGAUGAUCUUGAGGCACAUGCAUAAUGAUUUUGGGUCCUGCUUGAAGAGAAAGGACCCAGUAGCGCUUUUGCUAUUAUGCUUGUGGUACACCAGAGCCCGUGAAAGUAAAUGGUGGAUUGAUCUGCGCGCUAGGCAUGAGCUUCCGGCGAUUUGUGCCUAUUUACAACGAAAUCACAAGGAUAAUAAGGCCAUCCUGGCACUUAUACCUUGGAGGAAAUGAAAACACUCGUGUAACAUAUGCUGCUAAAAACAGUACACGCCCUCCUCGAGGCUCG